This is a messenger RNA of Haemonchus placei, 1749 nucleotides long. The record is from the annotation of a GenBank genome assembly. Lineage: Eukaryota; Metazoa; Nematoda; Chromadorea; Rhabditida; Trichostrongylidae.
AUGGAACUUCCGGGGCAGUUCGUCUCUCGGCCUCUCAACCUUUGCGAUUCAGUCAAUUCAAUAGACAGAACUCAAAAAUUCCGUCCUCUUAUUGUUUUGAAUCAAACAGGGCGUCCUGGUGAUGAGAUUAACGAAGAUAUUUGCCCACAAAACGAAGGCUUUGAUAAGGAUUGUGAAGAACGUUGCCAACAAGAAUAUCCUCAUCGAUUGUCCAGUGGCUGUUUUCUAAGAAGCACAGGCACACUACUAUCAUUUUUCGGAAUCAAAUCGUUCAUUUGUAAAUGUCGUGUACCCGAACAAUUCUGCAUACCCGGAAGCACGAAUCUGCCAAAUCUUCGGCGAUCGUUUUCCAUUCAAGACCUCGCUGGCCAUUCAACGUUGGUACCAUUGAUGGCAAAUGCUGUCUGUGCAAAGCCAACGGUUGCUUCGUUUUCGUGUCGCGAUGAAUUCGGCCAAUAUGCAUGUGCAUGGCAACGAUCGUACGGUGGUGAUUGGUACGUAGCCGAACCACAUUCACCGAUGCCAUUCGCUCCUGGUGAAGCACCGAUUCGCCGGUAUCUUGUAGGUGUGGCGAAAGGUGGCCAUGGAGUAUUACAACUCGACACUUGUCCAGAGCUGUGUUCAAUGGAUUCGGUAAACGUGACGGCGAAGAUAUGGAGAGGGCCAUAUGUGGGCGCUGAGCUCUGUUUCAGGCUACUGCGUAAACUUGAUGAGAAACGAGGGACAUCUCCAGAGCACCAGAGGUCACCAUUCCGAUGUAGUCAAAGCUUUACGAUCGGUACCGAGCCGAAACUACCUUACCGAGCGAUGCACUGCUACGCUAUUCUCUAUCCUAUAGAUCUGCCAAUUCUGGCUCACUAUUCAGUUCAUGCUGUACCUAAAGGCAGAGUCACUCGAACUGUCCAGUACACUGAUGAUUCUUUCCCAGUACUCUACAGAAACAGUAAAUCUACCACUGCAGAGAUUUCCGUUAAAUUCACGAACGUGUCCGAUGGCGAUGUGGUACUGGUCGACGAUCUUUCUGCAAAAUUCACUGAGUGCCCAGUUUCAACCGCUCCCAAGGACCUCUCGUCCGAUAAUCUACAGCAUAUAUCGAAAGAUACACCAAAAUCGGUCGAGGUGAAUGCACAACGAUCGUGCAUCGCUCGGUUCCGUUACCGUAUGAUCAGAUCUGUAUCGGACGACUCGGAUUACUACAAUGUCGCCAAAAAUGUUAUAACGAUGGGACCGAUGGUUCGCAAAGCUAGAAAACAACACAAUUCAGCUCUGGACGAUGUCAAGCUGCCGGUGACCAGAUCACGUGCAGAUGUUCGUAUUGUCUUACAAGUUUAUGUGAUUUCGAGAAGGAUCACGAGUGCGGGUGGAUGGAUCGAUAUGCACACUGUUGACAAGAACUACGGUAAUUUCAGUAUAGCGUCAAAGCAAAACCAAACUAAUCGCUACGGAAUAUCGCAAUUGGAUGGUGGCGGUUAUUCUGGUCUCUUCCGGCGAGGCCCAUUUAGAGGUCCAAUAGCAUUGUCUUUGGAUGUUUACCCUACUGAAGGUAUCGAUGUACGAAUCUGUGUUGAGGAUAUCCAACGAUGCCAAAUACAAAAGGUUGAACCCAAAGCUUGGAACCGGGUUAGGGCGAGGAUAAGGGUCAAGCAAGUCGACAGGAUAUUCCUCCUUUUCUACAACUCAGCCAAUGAAAGUCGAACGAUGGCCAUGGACAAUGUAUCGCUGAAAAGCGGAAAAUGUGCUAAUGUCUAG